Saimiri boliviensis boliviensis (Bolivian squirrel monkey) is the source of this 455-nucleotide messenger RNA. RefSeq names its product translocase of outer mitochondrial membrane 7 (gene TOMM7). Gene Ontology annotation, cellular component: mitochondrial outer membrane translocase complex. Gene Ontology annotation, biological process: protein import into mitochondrial matrix. The record is from RefSeq and is a predicted model, not a curated record. NCBI's taxonomy places the organism in Eukaryota, Metazoa, Chordata, Mammalia, Primates, Cebidae.
GUUGCGCCUGCGCACCUUCUUUCCCUUUCGGAUUUCCGACGCGUUGGUUGCUGUAAAGGUUCUCAGCAGCGCCACACGGCCGUCGCCAUGGUGAAGCUGAGCAAAGAGGCCAAGCAGAGGCUGCAGCAGCUCUUCAAAGGGGGCCAGUUUGCCAUCCGCUGGGGUUUUAUCCCUCUUGUGAUUUACCUGGGAUUUAAGAGAGGUGCAGAUCCUGGAAUGCCUGAACCAACUGUUUUGAGCCUACUUUGGGGAUAAAGGAUUAUUUGGUCUUCUGGAUUUGGAAGCAAUUUAGCAGACAGCAUGGAAGAUGUGUACUCUGGCUUGGAUAAGAAACGGGACAUCGUUUGGUCACCAGUUGGAUGGCACAAGGCUCGUCACAGAUGAAUCUGUAGCAGAGUGGAACUUGUACUAACUUACAAUAGAAUGUAUCAGAAUAAAUGUUUUUAACAAUGUUA